Molecule: messenger RNA, 522 nt
Organism: Monoraphidium neglectum
Lineage: Eukaryota; Viridiplantae; Chlorophyta; Chlorophyceae; Sphaeropleales; Selenastraceae
Exons: 7
Coding region: 1-522 (173 amino acids)
Biological process (GO): photosystem II assembly; photosystem II repair
Cellular component (GO): photosystem II
Source: RefSeq, a predicted model, not a curated record
AUGCAGCGAACAAGCGCCCCAGCUGCUUCAGCGCCCAUACCGGAGCUCGCCCUGUCCGGCACGCCCACUGUGUGCGCCGACCAGGACACCGGCGAGGCGGCAGACGAGUGCCGCGCGCGGGUGCUGGCGUCAGAUGUUAGCAAGCAGGAGGAUUACACGCGGUUUGAGAACCGCUCAGCGCGCGUGGCCGGCGGCGUGCCGGUGUCGACCAUCGACGACGAGUACACCCGCUCCACCCUGGAACUGGCUGAGAAGCUCGAGACUUACUUUGUCAUCGACGUGUACGACAAGCAGCGCGUGCCCCUGAUCAAGACGAUCAAGACUGACGCCCAGACGUGGGUGACCAAGUAUGCGCGCGGCGGCUCAGUGCGCAAGCAGAGCGCGCGGCGGUUCUACAUCGCGGUGGACGCCGUGCUCGGCCACUUCGCCUCCAACGGGCUUGCCCCGUUCCCCGGGCGCAAGGCCGCCGCCGUGAAGACGAGCAUCGAUGAGGCCCGGGCGCUGCUGGCCGAGGCCAAGUGA